AUGAGCGGAAAGCCAGCGACAGACUACGCGUCUUGGAAGAAGCUCCAGGAGAUUUAUGACGCCGAGCACACAAAGAUCGUUCUCAAGGACCUGUUUGCGCAGGAUCCAAAGCGAUUCGAAAAGCUUUCGAAGAAUUAUAACUCGACCAGCGGGCCUGAUGUCACCCUCCUUGUGGAUCUCUCAAAGCACCUGAUCACCGAGCCCAUUCUCCAGACGCUCAUCUCGCUCGCUCGGGAGGCGAAAGUGGAGGAAUACCGCGACAAGAUGUUCGCCGGCGAGCACAUCAACACCUCCGAGGACCGCGCCGUCCUGCACGUCGCCCUGCGCAACUUCAACGACUUCCAGAUCGCCGAGAGCGGGGCCGAUGAGGUUGGCGGUGUGCUCAAACACAUGAAGGAGUUCUCCGAGGCGGUCCGAAGCGGCGAGUGGAAGGGCUAUACAGGAAAGACGAUCAACACGAUUGUCAACAUCGGGAUUGGCGGGUCAGAUUUGGGUCCGGUCAUGGUCACGGAGGCGCUCAAGCCGUACGCGAAGCGCGAUCUAAAGGCGCACUUCGUGUCGAACAUCGACGGGACGCAUAUCGCGGAGACGCUGAGGGAGUGCGAUCCAGAACGCACGUUAUUCAUCAUCGCGAGCAAGACGUUCACCACGCAGGAGACGAUCACGAACGCAGAGACGGCCCGCGGGUGGUUCCUCCAGACGGCGAAGGACAAGGCGCAUGUCGCGAAGCACUUCGUCGCGCUCAGCACAAAUACCAAGGCUGUGACAGCCUUCGGCAUCGACGAGUCGAACAUGUUCCAGUUCUGGGACUGGGUUGGCGGACGCUACAGUCUCUGGAGCGCGAUCGGACUGUCAAUCGCCCUGGUCAUUGGUUAUGACAACUUCGAGGCACUGCUGAAGGGUGCCCAUGGAAUGGACAAGCACUUCAAGGAGACGCCUCUCGAAGAGAACUUACCUGUCCUCAUGGGUCUUAUUGGUCUCUGGUACAACGACUUCUACAGUGCCCAGACACUCGCACUUCUCCCCUACGACCAAUACCUACACAAAUUCGCCGACUAUUUCCAACAAGGCGACAUGGAGUCGAACGGCAAGUCAGUUACCAAAAACGGGCAGCGUGUCAACUACCAGACAGGGCCGAUCAUCUGGGGUGCCUCCGGCACGAACGGGCAGCACUCGUUCUACCAGCUCGUGCACCAGGGUACGAAGCUCAUCCCGGCCGACUUUAUCGCCCCAGCGACGACGCACAACCCCAUCGAGAACUCGAAGCAUCAUCGCAUCUUGCUCUCCAACUUCUUCGCGCAGCCAGAGGCGCUCGCGUUUGGAAAGACGGAGGCGGAGGUGCGGGAGGAACUUGGAGCGAAUGCGAACGAGGUGCUGGUGAAGAGUAAGGUGUUUGAAGGGAAUAGGCCGAGUACGAGCAUUAUGUUCCCGCUUUUGACGCCUGCGACGCUGGGGGCGCUUAUUGCGCUGUACGAGCACAAGAUCUUCGUGCAGGGUGUUAUCUGGGGCAUCAACUCUUUCGAUCAAAUGGGUGUCGAGCUCGGCAAGGUGCUUGCAAAGAAAAUCCUCGCCCAACUUGAGAAGCCUGAGGACGUCAAGGGUCAUGAUAGUUCUACCACUGGCCUCAUCCACUACUACCAGAAAUGGAGGAAGGAGUGA
Molecule: messenger RNA, 1659 nt
Organism: Cyclocybe aegerita
Lineage: Eukaryota; Fungi; Basidiomycota; Agaricomycetes; Agaricales; Hemipholiotaceae
Source: the annotation of a GenBank genome assembly